CGCGCCUUCAUGCGAGGUGACUUCGCUUCGCCGUGUGUCAUUAUAAAUCAAAGUUUUUAUGUUUUUUCUCGAAUUAUCGCAUUUAAAUCCAUUUUUAAUCUCUGAGUGAUAUUAUUGUGAUUAUGUGCUGUUAUCUUUUGAGUGGCGGAGGCGUACGAUAAGGGUGUUGUUGCAUGGUGGGGGUAAGGAGAAGGUGCAGUCAUGGGAGACAGUUUCUUGCACCUGGGGGACAUUGUCUCCCUGCACGCGGAGGGCACUGUAUCAGGAUUCCUCAGUACCUUAGGGUUGGUAGAUGACAGGUGUGUGGUUUGCCCGGAAGCGGGGGACCUGACUGAUCCGCCCAAAAAGUUCCGGGAUUGCCUGUUCAAAAUAUGCCCUAUGAACCGUUACUCCGCUCAGAAGCAGUUCUGGAAUACAGCCAAACAGUCCGCAAAUUCAAACACCGACACAGGACUACUCAAGAGGUUGCAUCACGCUGCUGAGAUAGAAAAAAAGCAAAAUGAGUUGGAGAACAAGAAGCUACUGGGGACUGUCGUGCAGUACGGAAGCGUACUACAACUGCUGCACGUCAAGUCUAAUAAAUACCUUACCGUUAAUAAAAGACUGCCCGCGUUGCUGGAAAAGAACGCCAUGCGUGUACACCUUGACGCCAACGGCAACGAGGGUUCUUGGUUUUACGUUAUGCCCUUCUACAAAUUGCGUUCCACAGGCGAUAACGUGGUAGUCGGAGACAAGGUAAUCAUGAACCCCGUUAACGCCGGCCAACAAGUCCUACACGUCUCAUCUAAUCACGAACUGCCUGAUAACAUUGGCUGUAUGGAGGUGAAUGUAGUCAACUCCUCGACGUCAUGGAAAGUGACGUUGUUCCUAGAACACAAGGAGAAUCAGGAGGAGAUCCUGAAGGGUGGUGAUGUGGUGAGGCUCUUCCACGCUGAACAGGAGAAGUUCCUCACCAUGGAUGAGUACCAGAAACGGCAGCACGUGUUCCUGAGGACCACGGGACGAUCUAGUGCUACUGCCGCGACCAGCAGUAAGGCGUUGUGGGAGAUUGAGGUGGUACAACACGACCCGUGCCGAGGUGGCGCCGGGCACUGGAACUCAAUCUUCAGGUUCAAACACCUCGCCACCGGACACUAUCUAGCUGCUGAAGCCUGUAAUAGGCCUCCUGACGCGGCCGUGGACCCAUGCGAGCCAGCAUACCAGCUGGUAUCAGUGCCGCACUCCUCCGAGAUCGCCACGCUGUUCGAACUGGACCCCACCACCAUGACACAUUCCGACGCUCCAGUUCCUCAGAGCAGCUAUGUCAGGCUCCAACACCUUUGCACGCACACGUGGGUACAUUCUACUGCUAUUCCCAUCGACAAGGAUGAGGAGAAGCCUGUCAUGUCCAAGGUGGGCUGUUCCCUCGUCAAAGAAGACAAGGAAGCGUUUGCAUUAAUAUCGGUGUCGCCGAGCGAGGUUCGAGAUCUCGAUUUCGCUAACGACGCCUGUAAAGUGCUCUCGGCCUUGUCCACCAAACUGCAGCACGGGAAUAUAGAACAUAAUGAGAGGAAAGCUCUGACCUGCCUAUUGCAAGACAUAGUGUACUUCAUAGCGGGCUUCGAGAACGAGCCCAACAAGUCGGAGGCGCUGGAGCUGGUGGUGGAAAACCCCAACCGGGACCGGCAGAAGUUGCUCCGGGAGCAGUACAUACUCAGGCAGCUCUUUAAGAUAUUACAGGGUCCGUUCCAAGAGACGACUGAUGGUGAAGCGUUCUUGAAGAUCGAGGAGUUGUAUGACCCUCGAUAUGCUGCCUAUAAGUACAUCUUUCGUCUGUGCUACAGGAUCCUGAGACUCAGCCAACAGGACUAUAGAAAGAACCAGGAAUAUAUAGCAAAACACUUCGGCUUUAUGCAGAAGCAAAUCGGUUACGACAUAUUGGCAGAGGACACUAUCACCGCCCUGCUUCACAACAACAGGAAGCUUUUGGAGAAGCACAUCACGGCAUCCGAGAUUGAGACCUUUGUCGGUUUGGUCCGCAAAAAUAUGAAAACAUGGCAGUCUCGAUUCCUGGACUACCUGAGCGACCUCUGCAUUUCCAACAAGAAGGCUAUUGCCGUGACGCAGGAACUCAUUUGCAAGAGUGUCCUGUGUGCCAAUAACUCGGAUAUACUCAUCGAGACCAGAUUGGUUUCAACAAAAUAUGAAAAAAGUAAUACACUAGAUCCAGACGACAGCAAAUACACUGUAGAGGAGGAAGUUAUGCUGUUGUGGAACAAUAAAAAGUGUUCCCGCCUACUAUCAGAAUUGGCGGCAGAAGCCCGAGCGGACCCUGGCGGGCAGUCUGCCGCCAUCCUGGACUACUACCGCCACCAGCUCGACCUGUUCUCCAACAUGUGCCUCAACAGGCAGUAUCUCGCGCUCAACACUCUUUCUCCACAGCUGCAUAUACAUCUCAUACUCAAAUGUAUGUCUAACGCGAGCCUGUCGUACGAGGUCCGCGCGUCGUUCUGCCGCCUGAUGCUGCACCUGCACGCGGACAGAGACCCGCAGGAGCCGGUCACGCCCGUCAAGUACGCGCGGCUCUGGACCGAGGUCUGCGACCGGAUACACAUACACGACUAUCAAUGUGUGAAAGGCGGUCCCGAUGCUAACCGGGAGAAGGUUAAAGAGCAGUUUGCUUCCACCAUACGCUUCGUGGAAAACUACCUCUGUAACGUGGUUACCAAGACCUGGUACUUUAGUGAUCACGAUCAGAAUAAGUUGACCUUCGAAGUCGUUAAACUUGCCAGGGAGCUCAUCUACUUCGGAUUCUAUAGCUUCAGCGACCUUUUGCGGUUAACAAAGACACUACUGAGUAUUUUGGACUGCGUAACAGCUAUGGACCUCCUCAACGAGACAAACGCGCUCUCGGGCGAAGUGGAAUCUGAAGGCGGUGUAUUGCGCAGUAUAGGCGACAUGGGCGCUGUAAUGACAUCGAUUACACUUGGAUCUGUUGCUAGAAAUGCAAGUGGCAACACUUCAAGCGCAGGUCCAAGCAGCAGUGGAGGGGGGCUGCAGCGCACUGCAUCCGCGCUGUUACUGGCUCGCGAACAUCCUCUCGUCAUGGACACCAAGCUCAAGAUCAUCGAAAUAUUACAGUUCAUCCUAGACGUAAGAUUGGACUACCGCAUCAGCUGUCUCCUGUCUAUCUUCAAGAAGGAGUUCGAGCAGGCCGGUGAGAGGUCCGCCGACACUAUCGGCAGGGCUGAUGUGGAGGCUAUAGGCCUUCAAGCUGAGGGCAUAUUUAGCUGUCGGGAUGGUCUUGAUCUCGAUGAAUGCGGCGGCCGGAUGGUUCUCCGAGUCCUGCUGCAGCUGUGUUCCCAGGGUGCGUCUGCAGCUCUCGUGUCUGGAGCCCUGGCACUCCUAUUCCGGCACUUUAGUCAGAGGCAGGAAGUACUAGCUGCGUUUAAGCAGGUCCAACUUCUUGUGUCUGAUGCGGAUGUGGAGUCCUAUAAGCAGAUAAAAGCAGACCUGGACCUUCUUAGACAGAGUGUGGAGAAAUCAGAACUUUGGGUGUUCAAUAAGGGACGAGCAGUCCUUAUUGAUGAACAUAUUAGUGUGACGGGUACGGUCGUAGGCCCGGGCGGCGCUGUACUGGAACGUAAUACGUCGCUCGAGAAUGUUCUAGAUACUUCUAGAACGGCCAAACACGAUCACAACGAAUAUAAGAAAGUUAAGGAGAUCCUCCAGCGGAUGAUACGGUACUGCACCCACGGCAACAGCGGGGGCGGCGAGCCAGGCGAGUCAGGCCCGGCAGGCCAAUCAAGCCAGUCAGGCCAACCAGGCCGCCCUCGCAGACAUGAGCAGCGACUGCUUCGGAAUAUCGCUGUGCACAAUAUUGUACUGGAUCUAUUGCAAGUUCCUCAUGAUGAAGACGAUAUGGCGAUGGACGAGCUCCUGGCAUUAGCUCACGAGUUCCUCCAAAACUUCUGUCACGGCAACCAACAGAACCAGGCGAUACUUCACAAGCACCUGGACCUCUUCCUCAAUGCUGGAAUUCGUGAAGCGCAAACAGUGUGCGCCAUAUUCAAAGACAACGCGGCGCUGUGCGGUCACGAGGGCAACGAGAAGGUGGUGGCCCACUUCGUGCACUGCAUCGAGUCCCGCGGCCGCCGCCCCGAGUACCUGCACUUCCUGCAGACCAUCGUGCACGCCGACACCCAGUACAUACGAAGGAGCCAGGAUCUGGUUAUGCAGGAGAUGGUAAACGCAGGCGAAGACGUGUUAGUGUUUUACAAUGACAAAGUAUCGUUCAACAACUUCAUACAAAUGAUGCGCCAGUUCCGGAAGACCAAUGAAAUGCCGGAAGCGCUCAGGUAUCACAUACAACUAGUAAAAUUGCUGACAUGCUGCACGAUGGGCAAAAAUGUAUAUACAGAGAUAAAAUGCCACUCUCUCCUGCCGCUGGACGAUAUAGUAUCCAUGAUCACACAUCCUGACUGCAUACCCGAGGUAAAAGAAGCAUAUGUGGGCUUCCUGAACCAUUGCUACAUAGAUACAGAAGUGGAGAUGAAGGAGAUCUACUCCAGCAACUACAUGUGGGACCUCUUCGAGCGAUCCUUCCUGCACGAUAUGCAGGCCAUCCUGCAGGGAGAGAAUGCUCAUGCCGCUGUUCCAGGUCCAUCGUCAGAGGUUCCCUCAACGUCCCGGAAGCCGCCUCAGGUGGGCACCCAGAAGGCCUGGGUGAAUUACGUCACGGAUGUGCUCAUGCACACCAUAUGUACCUUCUUCAAUUCUCCGUUCAGCGACCAAAGCACUACUGUGCAGACUCGACAGUCGAUCUUCGUGAAGCUGCUGCAGACCACGUUCAGUAUAUACCAGUGUCCCUGGCUGACUCCGCCACAGAAGCUCAACGUCGAGAAAUGUAUACGUACACUCAGCGAAGUUGCCAAAACUCGAAGCAUAGCCAUCCCCUUGGAGCUGGAAGCCAAAAUCCAGACGGUGUUCGAGAAGGCGGCCGCCCUGUCGCGCCAGACCAGCAAGUGGCUUUUAGCCUCAAAGACAUCGAAGCUUGAGAAGAUGGCAUCACAAGCGAACCUCCAGAACGACAGGUCGGUGAUGGAGGGCCUGCAGGAGAUAGUGGCGCUGCUGGAGGAACAGCUGCGGCCGCUGCUGCAGGCGGAGCAGUCGCUGCUGGUGGACAUCCUCUACAAGCCUCACCUGCUGUUCACUGGCCACGGGGAUGCCGCCCACGCCGACACUAGCGGGAUUUUCAUCUCUAGACUAAUCCGUCACACAGAGAAACUUCUAGAAGAAAAGGAAGAGAAGUUAUGUGUCAAGGUAUUGCGCACUCUACGUGAGAUGAUGGCUGUGGAUCCUGAAUACGGAGAGAAGGGCAACCAACUCCGCUCGAAGCUGUUAUCCCAGUACUUCAUCAAUCGUAAAUCCGAACCCAAGAUCAUGCCCCCUCCGAGUUCUGUCACCGUCACCCACGGACCAGGUGCGAAAGUGCUGCUGAGGACUGGGCAGACCCUGGCUCAAGUACAGGCGCACCUGGACAAGGAAGGAGCAUCCGAUCUCGUGGUAGACUUGGUCAUCAAGAGUACCAAUCGACAAGCUAUCUUCCUAGAGGCUAUACAACUUGGCAUCGCGCUCCUCGAGGGUGGCAAUCCCAUAAUUCAACACAGCAUAUUUACCAAGCUGCAAAAUGGUGAAAUUUCGCAAGCAUUCCUAAAGGUAUUCUACGAUAAAAUGCGUGAAGCCCAGCAGGAGAUCAGGUCACUGGCUGCCAGCAGUACCUCUGCAGCCAGCACUGAGAAGCAGCGGUCUAGCUACUCAGAAAUCAAGAAGCCUGCCACUGGUGACGGUACCAAGUCUCCCAUGGUGCUGGUGGUGGGCGAGGAGAUGGAUGACGAGGUUAACAGCGCAUGCGGCUCCGCUGUUCACGCAUACUCGGAUAUACAUACUAUGUCUCAUGGUACAACGGCUUUAGAAGAAAUUAUGGCGGAGAAAAAGGAGGCUGGCAACUCUGACGUGCUACCUCCUAAGGUGGCCAUCAUGAAACCAAUUCUUCGAUUCUUGCAGUUGCUUUGUGAGAACCACAAUCCGGAUUUACAGAAUUUACUCCGCAAUCAAAACAACAAAUCUAACUAUAACCUCGUGUCGGAGACCCUUAUGUUCCUGGACUGUAUCUGUGGGUCCACCACUGGAGGUCUAGGCCUGCUGGGUCUAUACAUCAACGAGGGUAAUGUCGCUCUCAUCAACCAGACCUUGGAGACACUCACUGAGUACUGUCAAGGUCCAUGUCACGAGAAUCAAAACUGUAUAGCGACGCACGAAAGUAACGGUCUGGACAUUAUAACCGCUUUAAUUCUCAAUGAUAUCAAUCCGCUCGGCAAGACACGUAUGGAUCUAGUCUUAGAGCUGAAGAACAACGCCUCUAAGCUGCUCCUGGCCAUUAUGGAGUCGCGGAACGAUUCAGAGAAUAAUGCUGAACGUAUACUCUAUAACAUGAACCCCAAGCAAUUGGUGGAUGUUGCUUGUUCCGCUUACCAUCAGGAGCACGCAAUGGACGCUGACUCCGAUUCAGAAGAUGACGCCAUCGUCCAAGGAGUAUCUCCUAAGGAAGUGGGGCACAACAUCUACAUCCUAUGCCACCAGCUCGCAGCGCACAACAAAGAGCUGGCGGCGCUUGUGCGAGCUUCCCCGCAUGGCGCUAAUGCUGACGCCUUGCGCUACUACAGGACACACACCGCGCAAAUUGAAAUAGUCCGUACGGAUCGCAGUAUGGAACAGAUAGUAUUUCCUAUACCGGAGAUAUGUGAGUACCUACCAGCGGAUAGUAAGCACCGCGUCUUGCAAAGUGCCGAGCGGGAUGACCAGGGUAGCAAGGUCGCUGACUUCUUCUCAAGGCUUGAUAAUCUAUUCCACGAGAUGAAAUGGCAGAAGAAACUUAGAGGGCAAAGAUUCCUUUUCUGGGUUUCAUCCUACAUGUCUCUGUGGAGCAACAUACUGUUUAACUUCGCGGUUCUAAUCAACGUCAUUGUUGCUUUUUUCUAUCCGUUCCAAGAAGACACACCAAAGCUGGGCGAGCACCUGUCGCUGGUGGUGUGGGUGGUGUCGGGUAUCGCGGGUGCGCUGGUGACGUGGUUGCCGCGCGGGGGCGGAGCCCGAGCUUUGAUCGCGAGCGCCGCCGUGCGCUUCAUGUAUUCAGCGGGACCCGAGCCCACUCUCUGGAUGCUCGCUAUGCUCACUAUAGUGGUGAAAGGUAUCCACUUGGUGAGUAUUAUGGGUAACCAGGGUACACUAUCAAAGUCGCCAGGGAAGGUGCUCACGGACCCUGAACUGCUGUACCAUAGCGUAUACCUUGUUUUCUGCUUCUGCGGAAUAUGUUGGCACCCAUUCUUCUUUUCUGUUCUGCUGCUAGACAUAGUUUACCGCGAAGAGACUCUCUUGAACGUAAUGCGAUCUGUGACUCGCAACGGCCGGUCCAUCUUACUGACGGCGGUGCUGGCGCUUGUCCUUGUCUACAUGUUCUCCAUCGUAGGCUACAUGUUCUUCCGAGACCAUUUCCUUGUCGCUGUCGACAGGCUGGACGACGAUGACGACCCGCGGUUCGAGGUGGACGGGUGCUCGGGCGGCGACAAGUACGCGGGCCCCGCGGCGCAGUGCGGGCGCGGCGCGCGCCUCGUGGCCGUGGGCGGCGAGCUGCGCGAGCGCAGCUGCGACUCGCUCAUCAUGUGCAUCGUCACCACGCUCAACCAGGGGCUGCGCAACGGCGGCGGCAUCGGGGACAUCUUGCGCGCGCCUGCUAGCUUCGAGCCGCUGUUCGUAGCGCGUGUGGUGUACGACCUGCUAUUCUUCUUUGUGGUCAUCAUCAUCGUUCUGAACCUCAUCUUCGGUGUCAUUAUCGACACCUUCGCAGACCUCAGGAGUGAGAAGCAACAGAAGGAACUAAUUCUGAAAAACACCUGUUUCAUUUGCGGUUUGAACAGGUCAGCCUUUGACAACAAGACAGUCUCCUUCGAGGAACACAUAAAGAGCGAGCACAAUAUGUGGCACUAUCUCUACUUCAUGGUGCUGGUUCGAGUCAAAGACCCGACGGAGUUCACCGGCCCCGAGAGUUAUGUGCAUUCUAUGAUAAAGACAAGUAAUUUAGACUGGUUUCCACGUCUCCGAGCUCUGUCGCUGAUGGGAGGGGGUGAGGGCGAGGGAGGCGAGCUGGAACUCCGCGCGCUGCAGGCACAGCUGGACCGCGCGCAGCUCGCCGUGCACACCCUCACGGACCUCCUCACCGACCUCCGGGACCAGAUGACAGAGCAACGCAAGCAGAAGCAACGUAUCGGCUUACUAAACUCAACCUCGGCGUAUUUACAGAACUUGCAAAUGAACUUACCGCCGUAAACAACACGCCAUAAACAACACGCCAACACUUACCCGUGCCAAUAACCACGUAUUUUAUAUCCAUUUUAAACCUUAAGUCAUUUGUUUUAACGGUUAAAUUUCAGUACACACACUGUAGAAAACAGAAAAACUAAUAAAGU
Spodoptera exigua (beet armyworm) is the source of this 8504-nucleotide messenger RNA. The record is from the annotation of a GenBank genome assembly. NCBI's taxonomy places the organism in Eukaryota, Metazoa, Arthropoda, Insecta, Lepidoptera, Noctuidae.